Pygocentrus nattereri (red-bellied piranha) is the source of this 2950-nucleotide messenger RNA. It is a transcript of the gene anp32b, whose product is annotated as acidic (leucine-rich) nuclear phosphoprotein 32 family, member B. The transcript has 7 exons. The coding region runs from base 1240 to 2334 and encodes 364 amino acids. Gene Ontology annotation, cellular component: nucleus. NCBI's taxonomy places the organism in Eukaryota, Metazoa, Chordata, Actinopteri, Characiformes, Serrasalmidae. Gene Ontology annotation, biological process: regulation of apoptotic process. The record is from RefSeq and is a predicted model, not a curated record. Gene Ontology annotation, molecular function: histone binding.
GGGUCGUUUACCACGCUCGCAUUUCGAGGAACCGUUUCUCGAACUUUUUCCCAGCCCUGCGCUUGUUGUGGGGCUGCCGUUGGUUUAUUUCGCCAGACGGGUGGCCAUGUUUGCCGCUAUGCUAAGCUAACCCAACCCAGCGCUGCUAAAAACGGGGGCGCCGUGUAUUUAAAGCAGGGGAAGGGGGGUAAAAAAGCGCUUCGGAACCACGAUUAGUCUUUCUGGACCCGCCUGUCCCUUUCUGCUCUUCCCGGGCCAUAAUAUUCAGGUGUUCGCGUACAGUGAAAAUAGUCCCCGCGCCGUAAAAAGCGACGGGCGCGAACUCCCGACUUCUUGUGCGCGUUUACCAGGCGGCUCGCCGCUGGAUUUAAAGGCGCAGACGUUCGGUUCGAACAACACCGAGUGAUUUAUUUAUUCGUUUGGUUAGUUAUUCCACCCCCACUCCCAGCUGCCGUGAGCGAAAAAGCCCCGAAACACGACGGACGCGUCGUGUGAACCGAGCCCUGUUUCUUGAGAAGUUUCCGCGGAGUGACACAGUCGGCGGUGGGUCAGCGGAUUUCGUUCCCGCCAUUACGCCACACGGCAGCCGAGGAAGCCGCUCCUGCAGCGUUUCGCCUAAACGACCAAGAUCGUUAAAUCUCUCCCGUGUCGCCCACAUAGAUCGUUUACCGCGGCCGUUGAUGAGGGCUACACGCCGGCGGCUGUGCCGUGACCGCGACUAACAGUCGCCGGGGCCCGAGAAAACGUUCGCCUACGGUCGAAUAACGCAGGCUAGGCUAGGCUAAGCUAAGCUAACCUAAUCGCCUCAGCUUCUGCCCGCCGGUUUCGUGACAGGAAAUCUGCUUUAAAAACACGCCAGCCGGGUCUAAAACGCGAGGUUGGCCCGCAGACGAACGGCGGAAAUCGUCCUACACGCCCCCAGAGCGAUUUGGCCAUUAACGCCGAGGUCUCUGCGUGCUGCGUGUGGGGAAGCGCCAUGUUGUCUUUGCUGCUGUGGGAGAGAGAAACUCUCUCCAUCUUUGUGUCCUCACUGAAUUUCCGCUCGCCGCGUCUCUCCCCGUCGGUCUCGGGCAGAACGAGCGGAAAACGCCCGCCACGGACCGCCGUUUUUCGGCUUGAGACCCUACGGCUCUCCGCUGGCGAUAAUAAAGAGGUCCCGGUUAGUUUAAUGGGCUUAAAGGCGGCGAGGAGCGCGGCUGGAGCUUCUGCCGCCGCCACCAGCCAAACGCCGCGUUUGUCAUGAGGAGCUGCUGCGAAAGGCGACGACACCACAGCCUCUCCAUCACUGCCAGCAGGGCACCUUGUGGGCUAAAGGUUCCUCUCUGGCCACGUUUUCCCAGUUUCUGGAUCUUAUCUGGCAAACGGGGGGGUCGGUUUAGAAAGUCCCCACCACGUGAAUCUGAAGUUCAUGUUCCAGGGAAUGUUCCUGGAACGUGGGUUUACAGUAAGGGCUGGGCAGCGUGGCACAAAAACACCCGAGGAACAGCAGGAGCAGACAAACACACACACAACGAAACCAGAACCGGGGACAGCUUGUCAGAGUUUGACAGUAACAGCAGAAUCUCAAAGAGGGUUCACAUCAUGCAACCGCAGGUACGAGAACUUGUCCUCGAUAACUGCAGAUCAAAUGAGGGGAAAAUUGAAGGCCUCACAGCAGAAUUUGUCAAUCUUGAAUUUCUCAGUUUGAUAAACGUUGGUUUAAUCUCAGUGUCCAACCUCCCUAAACUUGGAAAACUCAAAAAGUUGGAACUCAGUGACAACAGAAUUUCCGGUGGACUUGACGUUUUAGCAGAAAAACUCCCAAAUCUCACACAUCUAAACCUGAGUGGAAACAAACUGAAAGACAUCAGCACAUUGGAGCCUUUGAAAAAACUAGAUCACUUGAAGAGUCUCGAUCUUUUCAACUGUGAAGUGACGAAUCUGAAUGAUUACCGGGAGAGCGUGUUCAAGCUGCUGCCGCAGCUAACGUACCUGGACGGGUACGAUCUGGAGGACCGCGAGGCGUCCGACUCGGACGGGGAAGUGGACGGAGUGGACGACGACGACGACGAAGAAGGAGAGGGGGAAGAGGAUGAGGAUGGUGAGGAGGAGGACUUUGAUGAGGAAGAAGAUGACGAAGAGGAGGAUGAGGACGAGGUAGAAGGAGAGGAAGAUGACGAGGACGUCAGUGGAGAAGAUGAGGAGGAAGACUUUGGACAGGAUGGAGAAGUAGAAGAUGAAGAUGAGGAUGAAGAUGAUGACGACGAAGAAGAAGAAGGAGGAGCGACGAAGGGAGAGAAGAGAAAACGAGAAGCGGAUGACGAAGAAGACGACGAGGACGAGGACGACGACUAAGCCAACGAGCCAAUCAGUUACCAACCGCUCCCUCCCCCAGACCCCACCUUGACCUUUGCAUCCCACUCGGCCACCCCCCACCCCCCCUGUCCCUCCACACUUCUCCCCCAGCUCUGAGCUCCCUGUGGGGGCGGACUGUACUGGACGGGUGCGGCGUGUGGAGCUUCACCCGUGGAGCCCAGCGAAAGCUCACUCAGCAUUCCACAAGUUCACUGUCAAGCCCUGCCCUUUGACCUCCCCCUUGCCCCACCCGCCCCGCCCCGCCCUGCCCUGCCCUGUGUGUUUAAAGACCCGUGUGAGGACUUAGGGGACUGGUAUCUAGUUUUGGGUCUGUGCUUUUAAUAUUUUGUUGAAAUUGUUUAUUUUUUUUCUUCUUCUCUCUCUUUUCUUUUUUAUUUUAUUUUAUUUGCUGUUGAGUUUUUGUUUUUUUUUCCUUUGUCUUUUCGUUCCCAAUUUCCCAAUAAGAUUUAUUGCUAUAGCAAAUGUGUGACAAGCAAGCCAUAAUUUUAGUGUGGCGGCCUGUCGCGCAAAUCAAGGUUGUAGCUACAUUUUUACUUUCUGUAAGACAACAAACAAAAACAAAACUUUGUAAAUAAAAUGAUAACAUUUUGUGCUU